UCUCGUGCGCUCUCGACUCGCUGGUUGGCCUGGCCCGGGGCCCCUGCUGCUGCUCGCCUUCCUGUCUCGCGCGUCACAAUGGAAAUCGAGGACGACGACGAUGCGGCGGCGGCGAGGUGGCCGAGUUCAUUCAAGCGCCGCCACCUCCUCCAGUUCCUUCUCCACGCCUCCAAGCGGCUCGACCUCCGGCCCAUCGUCAAGUACGCCGCGCUUGCCUUCUUCGCCGACCGCUUCCUCCCGGCGCUCCCGAGGUGAUCCAUCGUUCACCCCUUCUUGUCUGGGGGACGAUGGUCCUCAAUUUCUCAUCCCUUGCCCCGGUUGCUGUAGGAAGAUGGGGUACUGCGGCGCGCGAAGCGGCCGAGUAGUCAGGUCCUGGCUCCUCGAGCCCCUGAGGGACAGCAACCUCGAGCUAUUCGCGCUCGUCGCGGUGUGGAUUGCCAGCAAGAUCCAUGAUCGGAGGCCGUUGUCAGUGAAGAGCCUCAAAGCCCUGGGUGAUCGCAUCAUCGCCGACCAGCAUUUCAUGUGCCGCGAUUUCGCCGCUGCUGAAUUGGUGUUUUUGGAGGUAGUGGAUCACAACAUUGGAUCUUCAAGCAUUGCUUUCAUAUACCUGGAGGAUCUUCUCAUCCAUUUCAGGGAAAUAUCAAAAUUAGGUGAACUUUUGGACCUGGAAGUGUGCAUGGAAAUUUUGGACAUUCUGUAUGAAACAGAAGAUACCUCAUUACUUUUCAAUUCUCCCUGCUCACUUGCUGCUUCCACUCUUGUUGCUGCAUAUGCUAUAUCAGUUCCUAAGCAAACAUGGGAGUUUCCAAUCCUCCCUUGGGUCAGGUUCGUUACAUCGUACGAUGAAGAGGAAAUCAUAAAGAUUGUUCUAACAAUUCUCCUGCAUGUGCUCAAACCGGAUGAGAUCAAAGAGAAGGACAAGGGAGGUUUUAAUGCCAGAAGAUGUUUGUCGUGAGUAUGUGAUAUGUAGAGCACGAGAUUGUGCCCCAAUUUUGCCUUUGAGUUCUGAAGUAUUAACCAUCUAACUGACUCUGAGUACAGCAGAUACAUGCUUUUAGAAGACACUGUAGCUAGUUUUUGACAGGCGGUUUUGAGAUUGAGGUGACCAGAAUAGUCCUGUGAACUAAAACCAUAUGAUGAUUAGGGGAAUGUGCAUAAGUGCCUUGCAAUGGAAUUCUGUAUUGGAUGUAUGUUGAAGAAAGAUGCCUGCUAAGUACUAAUGGCAAUUAAGCUCCUUGAGUUCUCCAA
This is a messenger RNA of Sorghum bicolor (sorghum), 1248 nucleotides long. Its product is annotated as cyclin-J18-like. NCBI's taxonomy places the organism in Eukaryota, Viridiplantae, Streptophyta, Magnoliopsida, Poales, Poaceae. Bases 101 to 955 code for a protein of 284 amino acids. The record is from RefSeq and is a predicted model, not a curated record. The transcript is spliced from 8 exons.